CGCGUGUCGGUUGGAUGCGGGUGGCGGGUGCACAGCGGGGAGCAGGUAGGGAGGACAUGCGGUUAAGAGGAGCGGGGCGCUGCUGGUAGAAGGGUAAUCUUCCGAAUCUGUUGAUGCUGGUGGUACGGCGGCAUGCGCGGUGCCCUUCUUCGAACCACCACCACCCCCACCUGUACCACCCUCAUCCUCGUGUAUCUGGCAGCUGCCGCUGCUGCGGGUUUCCCACUACCACCUCCAACGACGACGUUCGUUCCGAUUGCUGCCUCCACGAUCCGGUCCUUCGCUUGCGGGUGCGGAGAGGCUGCUGCUGCAGGGUGGUAGCGCGCAUCAUCGUUCAACGCGAAACUCACCGAGCGACGACGGUAACGACGACUACGAGCGAGAGCAGCGACUACUGCGACCACAGCGCAGGGUUUUGCGGAUCACCCAGCAGCAGGCCAUAUUCCGAGAACCGAGGACCGCUUUCGAGGGAUCGAUCCGGAGUGUUCUUGUUGUUAUUUUUGUUUGUGUGUGGUGUGCUUGUUGGUGCUUAGACCGUGCCUAGAGACCGGAAAAGGGAACCGGAUUUCGCCGUCGCUACCGCUGCCGUCAGCCUUCGGAAUCGGAUACCCCGAGUCGGACAACGACGACAACCACGACUGCGACGACUGGUGCGUGUGUAUUGGUGCGCGGAUCUCUACCCCCUGCCCUGCCAUCUGCGCGUCGUGCCCGCAUCCGUCGUCGUCGCCUCUCCCGUUUGACCGCGUACGCCCACCUCCUCGGCAUCUUUUCUGCUGCUACCGCCGAACAGGCGGACGAACGGCCGGGUGGGGUCGGUGUAGAUACGGAUUUCGCCCCGAGGUGCGACGGUUGUUCGAAGCGAAUCCCGGGUUCACGGCACCAAGUGCGCUGCUCGGUCGAGUAUUCAGUGUUGUGUUGGGCUCAUCGUCACGUACUCCGAGAGUGAGACCGGAUGUAACACGGCCGCCAUUACUGUCGGAUUGUCGGUCGGAUGGUUGGUUGGUUGGUUGGUUGGUUGCUCGUCUUGCUCCGCUACCGCGUGCGUCACCCAGAGCUGGCGCUGAAGGACAGUAUUCAACAUCAUCAUUUUCGUCAUUACGCACCGCACCGAGUCGUAGCAAGCGCGUCGGAGGUACAGCAAUUUAAUCUUUUCUCGUGUGUCUCGUGGUCAUCCGGACGGGAUCCCGAUUGUGUGUCGUAAGCAAAAGUGUCGGGGAAUUGGACCUGGUGCUCCUGGCCCGUAUCACCGCUCACCGUAUCGGUCGGAAAGGGCGCAGAUUGUGGUUCGCUAUCAUCGACCACGGCUUGCUGCGGUGGUCGUAAUCAAAACGCGGGAACAACAGAGGACCACAGUAGACGGUGGGAUUAUUUGUUGGUGGUAACAACGGUGGUGGACAGGCAAGCAAGCUAGCAAGAGCGAAAGCAAGAUUAUCGGAACGACAACGACGACCACGACGGAGAAGACCGUCCAUCGGUCGGUCGGUCGGUCGGUUGGUCGGUGCGUGGUGCGUAGCCCGUUUCGCGAGUGCUUCUACCGUACGUGUGCGCGAGACAGAGAUAGAGCGAACACGACGGCGACACGGUGUGUUCCGCCCUGCGGGCUCACCGCUUGCUUGGGUGGAAAAGAAACAGGACAAGCAGCAGCAGCAGCAACGGUGGCGUGAAGCAGGUUCGAAGCGCGGUGUGCGUAACGCGAGGAGCCCCUGCUCCACCGGAUCCCGGGCAAUCGCUCGUCGGGAACGAGUUGCUGGGGGUGGGUGGGUGGUGUGGUGUGGUGCAUCAGGCAAACGGAGGGGGCGCAUACAGGUUCGCAGCGUCGAGCGAGCGAACGAGCGAGCGGCAACGACGACGACGACGACGACGGCGACGGCGACGUGUGCUGCAAGGCUGUACAGCAGCUGCAGCAGCCGCGCAAUCGUGAGUUGAGGCGUAACAGCCGCCGACAGACAGAGCGCGAACCACGUACACGGAUCCCGUCGAGCCGAGUCAAGUUGAGUAUCGACCGGUGGCGGAGAGUCGUGAAGAGACCAAGUGGCACAGAGGAGGAGUAGGCAACCGACCACACAGCAGCAGCAGCAGCAAUAUGAUGAGCCAAGCAUCUAGUAGCCGUAGCGGCAGAGACGGGAGCAUGGAGCUGAAAACGGAACGCAAAGAUAAUGGUAUGGAAGAGGCCGAAGUGGAGGAUGAUGCUGAUGCUGUCAAGGAGGAGGAGGAAGUCGAGGGUCACACGACCACAAACGCCCACCUCGAUGCGGGCAACUCGUCGGAUCUGGAGAUAGUCGUCGGUAUCGACGAGGAUCACAUCAAGUUCCUCACCAGUAUGCAUUCGGGCGACGAGGAACCACCUCACAAUGGACACCAUCCCGAUGGUGCUGGUACGUUGCGGAUGGCAUCGGCAAGGGCGUCGGCUACAACAGCGGAGCGACGUUCCGGUUCCGGUAGUGUUGGUGGCUUAGCGGGACAGAACGGUGGUGCCCGUCCAGCCGCUCACAAACUCACACAUCGUAAACAGCAUCAGCAGCAGCAGCAGCUGCCAGGGUUGCUACAUCAUUCCCAUCGAUUGAAUGGCAUUUUCAACGGAAAUGGUAAAGCUCCGCGACGACGGAUGCCUGGAGUGGAGACCGGUAAUGGUGCCGCCAACCGGCGACCGCCACAUCUUACCUUCACCGAUGAUUCCGCCGAUGAUGAGGACGACGAUGAAGAUGACGAGGAUAGCGAUGAGGAGGAUGAUGAUGACAGUGAUGAUGAGGACGAUGAUGAGGAUGUGAUGGCAGAGGCUGCUACGAUCCUGUCCAAGACGGCCCAGCAACGAUCGGCGGCUAGUGCCGAAGCCCGCCGGUAUCAGUGUGAUUUGUGUCCGCGGGCGUUUGCCCGGCCCGACUACCUGCGCUACCAUAUGCGUACGCACGAGAAAAGCAAUUCCUUCGAGUGUAAGCUGUGUUUCAGCAUUUUCGCCUCGGAUCCGGCCUUCGCUCAUCACAUUCGAACCGAGCACGCCGGUAUGGGGCUUGCCGAUGCCCUACCACCGGUACCAGAAUCGGAAGCGAGCCGAGUCAUCUGCACGUAUUGUGAUCGGACGUUCGCGGAUGCGGACCAGCGGAGGGAUAUUUGUGUAUACCAUGCCAAAAUAAUUCUCAAAAUAUAUUCAUUGUUCAUCGCCGCUCACCUCAGGAUGCUGGAACGACUUUUUUUGUCUAGAAAGCAAAAUUUCACAUGUGUUUUGACGUCGUUCCAUCUACAUAUUGUUCAAUUCAUGGGUUGGCUGCUGGGCAAGUAUUUUUCGCUAUUGGGGAUCAUCUUUAUCCAAACGAGCCUGUAAUUUAUGGCCCUCUACUUUUCUAGGUCGAUUUUCACCCUUCUUGUCACUCAAAUCAUUUUCGAACCAACGAAAAUAAUCUCUACAAGUAAUUCCCGAUAGUGCCCUUUCACCAUAGCGCUCUACAAGCAUUUUUAUGGGUUUCGGCAGCCGGUUUAUUCAAAUGAAAGCAAAAAAAAUAGAGCUUCCCGCAUAUGCUCUUUUUCUAG
Anopheles darlingi is the source of this 3525-nucleotide messenger RNA. RefSeq lists its product as uncharacterized. The record is from RefSeq and is a predicted model, not a curated record. The transcript is spliced from 2 exons. Gene Ontology annotation, cellular component: nucleus. Lineage: Eukaryota; Metazoa; Arthropoda; Insecta; Diptera; Culicidae. Bases 2084 to 3319 code for a protein of 411 amino acids.